Messenger RNA from Malaya genurostris, 1918 nucleotides. RefSeq names its product major facilitator superfamily domain-containing protein 10 (gene rtet). Lineage: Eukaryota; Metazoa; Arthropoda; Insecta; Diptera; Culicidae. Gene Ontology annotation, biological process: transmembrane transport. The coding region runs from base 337 to 1773 and encodes 478 amino acids. The record is from RefSeq and is a predicted model, not a curated record. Gene Ontology annotation, cellular component: brush border membrane. The transcript is spliced from 5 exons. Gene Ontology annotation, molecular function: transmembrane transporter activity.
GAAAAAAAAACAUCCGUAGAUCCGUAGAAAAUGUUCGAAUUCGUAGAUCUACGAAGAUUUCAGUAGAUCUGACAUCGUUGAUUAUAACUUUUCUUUUUGUCAAAUGUCAAAUAUGACAAUUCUUUGUAUACAGGAUGAUGUUCAUAGUUUUUUGUUUACUACCUCUGCAGCUUCCGAAGCUGCAAACUGGUCAAAGUGAUAAAGUGAAAGUGAAUAGUAGUAUGUAGGAUAUGAUGCGAGUGUUAUGUAGAUAUUAAAUCAUUACACGAGUAGUUAUAUAGAUAUUAAAUAACAUUGCACGUAAGCCGUCUCUUUACACGAGCACAUUACUGCAAAAUGACGUAUACCACAAUGAGUACUAUAAAAAAGCGCUCCGGAUUGUCAGGUUCUACCGUGAACAAUAAUCUAACAAGUGCAUCUCAGCCAGAAAAGGUGUUCCAGACAUCUAAAACAAUCAAUGAAAUCACGAGAACACACACAACGGCUUAUUUUAUAUUUGCAUCGUUACUGCUAGACUUACUAGCAUUCACGAUGAUUCUUCCAUUGCUUCCGUCCAUGUUAGAAUAUUAUAAGCUCAAUGAUGUUGGCGGUUACUAUGAAUAUUUGUCCGAUAGUAUAAGCAGUUUCCAGGAGUGGGUAGGAGCACCGAAGCGUUUUAACUCAGUGUUGUUUGGCGGAGCACUAGGAUCCAUGUUCAGUUUGCUUCAGUUUAUUGUGAGUCCAAUCGCUGGAGCUUUUUCUGAUAUAUACGGACGAAAGCCAUUAAUGAUUAUUUGUGCGAUUGGAAUUGCGAUUUCUUACGGACUGUGGGCAUAUUCACACAGUUUCUUACUUUUUGUUUUGGCCCGAUUUAUUGGUGGUUUGAGCAAAGGAAAUAUCUCUAUUAGUAUGGCUGUGAUAACGGACGUGUCAAACCAACAAAAUCGCGGCAAAGCAAUGGCGUUGGUUGGGAUCGCUUUUUCGCUGGGAUUUAUUGUAGGUCCAAUGAUCGGGGCUCUGUUUUCCCGGUUCUCUAAUAAAUCUCACGUGCAGUGGUUUUGGUUACCUGCCAUGUUUGCCACGAGUCUAGCUGUGGUUGAUGUUGUAUUCAUCGCACUCUGCCUAAAAGAAUCUCUUCCAAAAGAGAAACGCUCAAAGAAGAUUAUCAACACGCUUUCUCAUGCCGUCGAUCAUAUUAGUAUUCCGGCUUUGUUUAAGUUCUCUGCCGUGAAAAAAAUAUCCAAGCGGGAUAUCCAAUCUCUACAAUGUCUGGGUUGGAUAUAUUUCAUUUACCUAUUCAUCUACUCAGGAUUGGAGUUUACCGUCACAUUCCUUAUGUUCCAUAAGUUCAGCUACACUUCGAUCGAUCAGGCUAAAAUGUUCUUAGCUACAGGAUUAGUAAUGGCUGUACUUCAAGGAUCGGUUGUAAGAAGGCUUCCUCAGCAUCUGACACAAAUAUCAGCGGUUGGUGGUCUGUAUCUCAUCAUCCCUGCUUUCAUUUUUGUAGGAAUUGCAGAAAGCUCUACGAUGCUGUAUUUUGGAAUGAUUUUGUUUGCGAUUUCUACUGCAUUUGUUGUGACGUGUAUGACCACACUUACGUCCAAGUAUGGAGACUUUCAUCAGAAAGGAACUGUUCUCGGGGUUUUUCGAUCUCUAGGAGCACUAGCUAGAGCACUCGGCCCAAUUGUGGCAUCCAUUGCCUUCUGGAGUAUUGGUUCCAGAACAACAUACAUCGUUGGAGGAAUUCUUUUGCUUUAUCCUUCAAUAAUGAUGCAACGAGUUAAGCUGUCAUAGUUUGUUCAACAUUUUUAUUCGUUAAGUAUUAAGUUUUCUCAAUUUUUCCAUGUUCAUGAUUGAUUCCUUAAAGCAGUAUUUAUAUUUGGAUGUAACCAUGCCACAAAAUGUUUUUUUUUCUAAUAAAGUAUAUUUCGUACUUCUA